Messenger RNA from Colletotrichum godetiae, 1449 nucleotides. RefSeq lists its product as uncharacterized. Bases 1 to 1449 code for a protein of 482 amino acids. The record is from RefSeq and is a predicted model, not a curated record. The transcript has 6 exons. Lineage: Eukaryota; Fungi; Ascomycota; Sordariomycetes; Glomerellales; Glomerellaceae.
AUGCGCAACUUAGCAUUCCUUCUGUUGGCAUCUAACGCUCAUGCUUUUCCUACUAAUCUUUGGCCCCGUACCGAUAAAUGGGAGCAAACUACUUGCUCUGAUGCCAACAUCACUGAUGCAAAGGUUCUAGCUAAUGUCCGAUGGGCAUCAGCUGACACGAAUACAUCAUGGAAAGAAGCUGUUGCAGCAUGGCAGGACUAUAAACCGGGAACAACUUCAGCUCAGCUUAAAUUCCCAGCCUUCAUCAGCGACUUUUACGGCGGUCCGGAGGGAUGGGAUUGUCAAGAUCCUGUCAAUACACCAUGCUCAACGACAGUACAGUGUGCUGAUACCAAGCACCCAGCAGGAUUCCUUCUCCUCAACUCCUUCUCCAAGUUACACGACGUAUACCAAAAAUACCACGAGGCGCUCCAGGAUGCUCAGUUGAGCAUAUCUGCUGUCAUGGGAGACUUCACAUCUACUUUCGCGCCCCAGCUAAAGGCGGAUGAUCAGUCGACUCUCAUCAAAACCAUAAUGGAUGUGAUGGCAUUUGGCAUUGGCAUUGCAUCGGCUGUCAUCAAGGAUGCCGCAAUAUUUACUGGCAACAAUUUCGGAUUCGCCAAAGACACAUUUAACAGCGCCAUCUCCGCUUCAUUUGCUCUAAGUAAGGACAACACGAAAUCUGCCAAAGACUCUGCAAGUGUGCAAAACGAUUUGACCUCCGCAAUGGGCGCCUUAUUCGACGUAUGGAAGAAGACACAAGAAGACUACUUGUCCGAGAUCUUUUCCGGGUCGAAUAGUACCACCAUAGGCAUGCUCGAGUCUUUCAUCAGAGACGGCAUGAUGAACAUGCUGCCUGUCGAUAUUAAUCUCUCCGGCAUGGUAAAUGUGGUCGAGACCAUCAUGUUCGGACAAAUGAUUCCCAUUGCGUGGCAAGUAGCGCCUGCUGCCUACACGCCUUUUGUGCUGAAAACUGGUGAUGCAUGUUCGAGCACCAUGCCCAACACACUUAACCCAUACAUGACGCAAGAAACACACGAGAAAGCUGGUGUAUGCUGGAACGGCAACCAGUUCUACGUUCUGACCGUUGGUACCUACCGAGUAGACGUGCAAGCCGAUACGCCUGGUCUGCCCGACUCUGACCCGCCCUUCCAACUGAUGGCAGGUGCCACCCAUGACGUUCUCGACGGUAAGAAUUGGGGUGGCAUAACCUUGGAAGAUAUUGUCAUCAGCUCAUACGGAGGCUAUCUGAAUAACGGAAACCGCAAUGGCUACACCAUAUCCCUAGACGACAGCGCCGGAGAGGUGAAUCAACUCAUGUGGACGGGAGGGGUACAGACGCCCGGUUUCUUCUCGCUUCCUGUCUGCACGAGUUUGUGGAACACUCUGAUGAACAUUGCCGGAAGUAAGGCUGGAAAGGACAGCUACCCCUGUGGGGUAGUAGUUGAGAAGACAUACCCAGCCACAUGA